CAUAAAACCACAUAAUUUUGAUACGAUAUUGACAUUUUAGUACAUGAAUCGUUCCUAAAUAACACACAUUCCGUAAUACUUCACAGAAUUCACUUCCUACAUUACUUCAAGCAUAAUUAUACAACAUUAGGCACAUGAAAUUGAUGAUAGUAUAAAGAUAACGCAAUCCUAUUGUUACAAUAUUCGCGUGUUGUGAACAGUGAUCAGCUUAUCAGUAGAGAAUCAUCAAUCGAAUGUCGGAGAAAGUAUUACAACUAGAAUACGUUAUUCAUAAAAAAAACAAUGUCUUUUAGGAUCAAUGACACUGUUUCAAAAAAUCUCUCGACACUUACAAUCAAUAUUUAACUGGGACGCUGUACGAAACGAUCAAUAUCAAUAUUUAAGAGACUAGCUACAAUGACAGGUGUUGCAUGUACUGCAGAACGUUUUGACAGGCUACAAUAGAACCUCGGAAAUCAUAAUUUUCUCUACAAGUAUGAUGUCACAGAUUAAAAAUUAUACCAUAGUUCAUAUUUGUGUGACAGGAAAUCGAAAAAAUUCACAUUAAUGCUUGGUGGAAAAGUUGCAGAUGUCUAAUAAUAUCGAAUGUCGUGUAAAAUUACGUACGUAUAUCAUAUUAAUCUCUGCAAUUCUGAGAAACAGAACUUUCAUACUCUUCACAUGUCAGUCUUUUUUCCGAAGCGGUUACUCUAGUUAAAAAGAAGAUAUGGCUAGUAAGUGAAAUAGGUUUACACAAAAAUCGAAAUAGUUACCACUUUUUGAAGUAUGAUUAGAUCGCGGAUGUUUGUGCAAAUUAGUAUUUUUAUAAAUAAUUAAUAAAAUGGAAGCUAAGUAGAGAGCUUUUUUACCUAUUAUACUUUUAAUGUCUUGUAUAUUUUUGCAUAUGAUAUGUACCUUGUACAUUUUUUGGAUUGAGAUUUCCCAUAAAUGCAUAAAAAUCCGCAGUCUACUAGUGAUAAUUAUAAUUUUAUGUUGUUCUUUUAUGAUUCUUAAUGUAAAUUAUCAAGAAAUUAAUUCAAGCUUGGAGCACUUUAGCGUUUCAGGAAACUGAGAGACAAUCUCCUGAUAUAUUUGAUAUUCCUCACUAUAAAAUGCUAGAAAAAUACUUGCAACUUUUGGGACAAGAUCCACGUCAAAAAAAUGGAUUUAGAAAUUUUAUAGUAACUGCUGUAGUGAUCAGUAUUGUAGGCAACAUUAUACCAACGUCACUAGAAUUGUAUACCUCAUUAUGUGGCAAGAAUAUGGACGCAAUAAUCGACGUUUUCCCGCAUUUUAUGGCAGCUACGAUCAGUGCUAUUAAAAUAUUAAAUAUCCAGAUUAACAGACAAAAUUUUAACAAAUUGCUUCAAUUCGUGGCAAAGCAAUGGGAACAACUGAAAUUAAACGAUGAAUUGUACGUUUUGAAUCAAACCGUUAUGCAAGGCAACAAGAUGGCUCAAUUGUAUCGAAGAUCUUUAUUGACCGCUUUGAUAUUAUUUCUACUGGUCCCACUAGUUUCUCCCAUUCUCGAUGUCGUUCUCCCGCUAAAUGAAACUCGACCACGUCAACAACUGCUUAAAAUUAAUUACAUUCUUUUUAACGACGCAGACUAUUUUUUCUACGUAUAUAUGCAGUUAGCUUGGGGGUCAAUUAUGGUUGUGGUAACCAUAAUUUCCGUAGAUUCAUUGUACAUCCUUAUAAUUCAUCACAACAGCGCAUUGUUUGCCGUGUGUGGGAACCGAGUGCAAAGAGCAACAAAAAAUUCAGACAUCAAUCAAAUUAUUUCGGAAAGUUACACGUACAAACAGAUUAGGAAUUGCGUGAUCACGCACAACGAAGCCAUCCAGUUUUAUAAUAUUCUAAACGAAAGCAGUCGAACUAGUUAUUUGAUCCAAGUUGGAUUAAAUAUGUUGAUAAUCAGCGCAACAGCCUUGCAAGCAGUAAUAAAUUUAGAUAAACCGGAAGAAGCAAUUAGAAGCGUGGUAUUUUGUGGAGCCAAUCAAUUUCAUUUAUUUGUGCUUAGUCUACCCGGACAGGUGCUUCUGGAUCAUUGUACUGAGCUAGGAAAUAAUAUAUAUGGUGCCAUGUGGUAUAAAACACCCGUGCAAAUUCAAAAAAUACUUUACAUGAUGCAGAUAAGAAGUGGGAAACUAUGCAAAUUAACGGCAGGCGGACUGUACGAAAUGAAUAUAGAAAAUUUCGGAGUGACCUUCAAAACAUGCAUGUCCUACUUCACGAUGUUAUUGUCGCUAAAACAAUGAUUCUACCUUAUCUGUUGAAAUUAUUUAGUCAAAUUCACUGUGCUGUGAUACAAGAUUAACCAGGAAUACGAAUAUUAAGAUCAUAUAGCCAAGAUAUGUACUGUUAAUAUUAAAUCGUUUAAACUAUUAUAUUAAAUACGUAAAUAGAAUUAUUGAACCAUCUUUCAAUGUUAUUUGAUACUUCAGAGUGUAAAACAUGUUAUAUACCUUACCGAAAUAAUGAAUUGACCACUAUUUCACAGAUUUCUUUCAGUUCGUUCUAUCGAGCCACAGAGAAAAUUUACGUUUAUGUACUAAUUUUAGCAA
Molecule: messenger RNA, 2546 nt
Organism: Bombus pyrosoma
Lineage: Eukaryota; Metazoa; Arthropoda; Insecta; Hymenoptera; Apidae
Exons: 9
Coding region: 1092-2240 (382 amino acids)
Biological process (GO): detection of chemical stimulus involved in sensory perception of smell; sensory perception of smell
Cellular component (GO): plasma membrane
Molecular function (GO): olfactory receptor activity; odorant binding
Source: RefSeq, a predicted model, not a curated record